Molecule: messenger RNA, 1167 nt
Organism: Microthlaspi erraticum
Lineage: Eukaryota; Viridiplantae; Streptophyta; Magnoliopsida; Brassicales; Brassicaceae
Source: the annotation of a GenBank genome assembly
AUGGCUCAAGAAGGUCGAAACAUCAUCGACGAGCAAGUUGUUGUUGGAGAGGAAAAAGGUUGUGUGAGAGUGGCAACUCUCAACCGCCCUCGUCAGCUAAAUGUCAUCUCUUCAGAAGUGGUCCUCAAGCUUGCACAAUAUCUCGAAACGUGGGAGAAGGAUGACAAAACAAAGCUUAUACUGAUCAAGGGUGCAGGGAGAGCUUUCUCUGCCGGUGGUGAUCUCAAGAUGUUUUAUGAUGGUCGCGAAUCAAAGGAUUCAUGCGUUGAGGUUGUUUACCGAAUGUAUUGGCUUUGCUAUCAUAUUCACACAUACAAGAAAACACAGGUUUCUCUUGUUAACGGUAUAUCGAUGGGUGGAGGUGCUUCGUUGAAGGUCCCAAUGAAGUUCUCUGUUGUGACUGAGAAAACUGUUUUUGCAACGCCAGAAGCAAGUAUUGGGUUUCACACUGAUUGUGGAUUCUCUUACAUUCAUUCACGUCUUCCUGGUCAUUUAGGAGAAUUCUUGGCUUUAACUGGGGCAAGAUUGAACGGCAAAGAACUUGUAGCAACUGGAAUGGCAACACAUUUUGUACCUUCUGCUAAACUGGCUGAUCUGGAGGCACGGCUUGUGAAUUUAGACUCAGGAGACGCAGAGGUAGUCCGAUCCACAAUUGAAGAGUUCUCCGAGAAAAUCAACCUCAACGAAGACAGCAUUCUCAACAACAAGCAGUCAAUAAUCAACGAGUGUUUCUCAAAAGAAAGUGUGAAGCAGAUCAUACAAGCAUUCGAAGCUGAAGGUAGCAAAGAAGGAAAUGAGUGGAUAGCUCCAGUCAUCAAAGGAUUAAAACGAUCCUCACCCACAGGGUUGAACAUAACCCUACACUCGAUCCGUGAAGGUAGAAAACAAACGCUAAGUGAUUGCCUCAAGAAGGAGUUUCGGCUCACUGUGAAUAUCUUGAGGAACACCAUAUCCCCUGACGUGUAUGAGGGUAUAAGAGCUCUGACCAUAGACAAAGACAAUUCUCCAAAGUGGAAUCCAGCGACGUUAGAUGAGGUUGAUGACGAGAAAAUCAACCUGGUGUUUAAGCCCUUAGAGGAUGAUAUUGAGCUUCACAUCCCUGAAACUGAAGAAAACAGGUGGGGAAGCAAAUACGAGACUUCAGGUUGUGCAUCACUACGAGGAUAG